AUGAACUUGAAGCAGUUCACGUGCCUAUCAUGCGCACAACUAUUCGCUAUCCUACUCUUCAUCUUUGCCUUUUUCCCCAGAAAAAUCGUGUUGACAGGUAUAUCGCAGCAGGAUCCGGACGAAGAUCGCGAUCUGCAGCACAAUAGGCCCUUCCAAAAGUUGGUGUUCGUGAUCAUCGACGCCCUCAGAUCAGACUUUCUUUUCGAUGCGCAGAUUUCCCAUUUCAACAACGUGCACCAAUGGCUCAAUACGGGCGAGGCCUGGGGUUACACGUCCUUUGCUAAUCCUCCUACAGUGACAUUGCCAAGACUGAAGAGUAUCACGACGGGGUCUACUCCUAGUUUCAUUGACUUGCUGCUGAACGUUGCACAGGAUAUAGACUCCAACGAUCUUUCGGAACACGACUCCUGGCUGCAACAGUUCAUCCAGCAUAACAACACGAUCCGCUUCAUGGGCGAUGACACUUGGCUGAAACUCUUCCCGCACGAAUGGUUUGACUUCGCCGACCCUACGCACUCCUUCUUUGUCAGCGAUUUCACUCAAGUCGAUAACAACGUAACAAGGAACUUGCAGAAGAAGUUGUUCCAGGAAUGGGCUCAAUGGGACGUGGCUAUUCUUCAUUACCUAGGUCUUGACCAUAUAGGUCAUAGGGAUGGCCCGCAUUCGAAGUUUAUGGGCACGAAACACCAGGAAAUGGACAGCAUCUUGAAGUCCAUAUAUGAUCAAGUGCUGGAGCACGAAAAUGACGAUGAUACAUUGAUCUGUGUUCUUGGUGACCAUGGGAUGAACGAAUUGGGCAACCACGGCGGCUCCUCAGCGGGCGAAACAUCAGCGGGAUUGUUGUUCUUAUCACCCAAACUAUCUCGGUUUGCAAAGCCAGAACCACAGGAAACCCAUAUCUUGCCCAUCAAUGGUACUCCAGACCACGAUUUCCAAUAUUUAGAGUCCGUGCAGCAGAUUGACAUCGUCCCCACCAUAGCGGCCCUGUUUGGGAUGCCAAUCCCCAUGAACAGCGUCGGGAUCAUUAUACCCGACUUCCUACAACUGCUGCCCAAUAAACUUGCCAGCAUGAAGGAAAACUUCAUGCAUUUGUGGAGGCUAUCCGACCACCACGAUGACGUAGCUCUCGACGAUUUUACCAUUAAUGAUAUCUAUACUAAGAUGCAUGAUAUUCAAGAAACUUUAACCAGGUCUGCUACAAAUUACAACUAUCCACUUUUGGCAGUGGCCUUCGUCAGUUUUCUCUUCACAACGAUCGUUGCCGUUUAUCAAUUGCAACGGUACUCUGGACCUAGUUUCUGCCAUUUACAUAUUUCUUCCCUGUCUGUAAUAUUAGUUUCCGUCAUAUUGGGCGUUUCCACAUUUGCAAGCAGUUUCAUCGAAGAAGAACACCAACUGUGGUGGUGGAUAGUAACCGCAUCCUCCGUUGUCCCUCUCUUCUUAUACCCAUCGAAUGCUUUCGUUUUUGCACGUUGGUUUAUAAUGAUAGCAUGCGUUCGUUUGAUCAAGUUUUGGAAUAACAGCGGCCAAAAAUUCAUCUAUUCCAACGUCAUGUCUAAUCUACUUAACCAGAACCCUUUUUGGAAAUGGUAUUUAAAUUCCUCGACAUUCCUAGCACUAAUCAUUCCGUCUGCUCGUUCUCAAUUACUGCAUUUCAUUGUCACCACCAUCCUAGUUGGAUUGUGCUUCACAUACAAGAUCUCAUGGGAAAUCGUAAAUGGUAAUCAGGCUGAGAUACCACCCUUCAUGCAAGGAUUGCUAACUAAGAUGGACUUCCUGCCAACUGAAAACAACUUGCUGCUACUAGCACGUGUUUUCUUCCAAGCUUGGUCCAUCGUCGUCAUUUCAAGAUUAGCGUUGACAAAAUUAAAAGUCCUAGACAAGAGGUACCUAAUUGAAGAUAUGAAGCUAUAUAUAACAGUUCUGUUGAUCUUCCAGACGUCGUCUCAAAACAUCGGUCAAUUCAUCAUCUUCCAAAUUCUACAGUCUCAAAUUUACUAUUUUUUCCAACAUCUCCCAACCUCUUUGUCGUUAACCUCACCAAGUGAGGUCUACCUGUCAAGUUUAGUUUCCCUAAUUUUACAAAAUUUUACAUUUUUUCAGUUCGGAGGUACAAAUUCUAUUUCUACGAUAGACCUUGGAAAUGCAUACCAUGGCGUUUCUUCCGACUACAACAUUUACGUAGUGGGAAUACUGAUGUCCGUUGCGAAUUUCGCACCAGCAAUAUACUGGUCCAUGUUGCCGUGGUCAAUAAAUUACGGCUCUGCUUCAUCGCAAAACAAACUACAAACGUUUAUCAUGAGUAAAAUGCCUGCUUUCACCUAUCAUUGCAUCUUUGGCGCUUGCUUAAUGACGGCGUGUAUCUUUUUGAGGUUCCAUCUUUUCAUUUGGUCCGUUUUUAGUCCAAAAUUAUGCUAUUUUCUUGGUUGGAAUCUUGUAAUGGGAUUGUUAAAUGGUUGGCUACCUGAACUGGCCAUUCUCUUUGCCUUAGAUUAG
Messenger RNA from Saccharomyces kudriavzevii IFO 1802, 2496 nucleotides. It is a transcript of the gene LAS21, whose product is annotated as mannose-ethanolamine phosphotransferase LAS21. Lineage: Eukaryota; Fungi; Ascomycota; Saccharomycetes; Saccharomycetales; Saccharomycetaceae. Gene Ontology annotation, biological process: GPI anchor biosynthetic process. The record is from RefSeq and is a predicted model, not a curated record. The coding region runs from base 1 to 2496 and encodes 831 amino acids. The transcript has a single exon. Gene Ontology annotation, cellular component: endoplasmic reticulum membrane.